UUAUCUGUUUCGUUUUUUGGAUUUCUCAACUGAAUCGUGCAUUCUUCUCUCUCCUCCGUGUGCGUGUUCCUUCUCUUUUUUUGACAUGGAUUGAUUAAUAGACAAGCUUUUACUUCUCUCUCUAAACAAACACACACCCUCUCUCUUAGGGUUUCGCAGAGAGCUUCCCAGUUGCCAGGAACAGGAUAAACAAUCCCAGGGUUUUUUCUUUGAACUCCUAGAGGGACGCCGCUGUGUUCGUGCUGAUCGUGCAAGUUUUGAUUCUUCACGGCUACUUCAGGGCACGGUGAAUUCGCUUUCGAUUGCAGUUUUUUGAGCUGAUCAUGUGGUUUGAUGCAAUCUUCGAAUGAAAGGUUGUUUCGUUGUUAAAAGUUGUUGAGAGAGAUAGGCCUCUGAGCAUUCAAGAUUCUACGUUGGCAAAUGUAGUGUGGUGGAUUAUGAAUGAUUGCUGCCAUGGACUUGAAUGCCUCACCAUUACCUGAAGAAGAUGAAGAUACUUUUGAAAGUCACAUUGAACAUUACACUGCUGCACCAGAAGAACGCAUAGAGAGUGGAGCUGAUAUAGCACGCCGGGAGCGCGAAGAAAGACGUAAGCGAUUGAAACGCGACCGCCCAGAUGACAGACCAAUGCAUGUAUCUCAACCCCCUGUAUAUGAUUCGUAUCAAACGAAAAACCCCAAAGUUUAUGACAAGUCUAGGCUCCCCUCUGGUUGGUUGGAUUGUCCUGCAUCUGGUCAAGAAAUAUUCUGCAUGAUACCUUCUAAGGUGCCACUGGGUGAAUCUUAUAAUGAUUGUGUUCCUCCUGGUAAAAGAUACUCAUUUAAACAAGUGAUUCAUCAACAAAGAGUUUUGGGAAGAAAACUUGGUUUGGUGAUUGAUUUGACGAAUACGUCUCGCUAUUAUCUAACAUCAGAUUUGAAGAAAGAGGGUAUUAAGCAUGUUAAGAUUGCGUGCAAGGGGCGGGAUUCAGUACCGGACAACUUAUCUGUAAAUCAGUUUGUAUAUGAGGUUAUACAAUUCCUCUCUCGUCAAAAGCAGUCCAAGAAGUAUAUUCUUGUCCAUUGUACACAUGGGCACAAUCGCACAGGGUAUAUGAUCAUCCACUACCUAAUGCGCUCGUUAUCAAUUUCAGUCACUCAGGCAAUAAAAAUGUUUGCUGACGUACGCCCUCCAGGAAUCUACAAACCCGACUAUAUUGAUGCCUUAUACUCAUUCUACCAUGAACGAAAGCCUGAAAUGGUUGUCUGCCCCUCAACUCCUGAAUGGAAGAGAUCUUCAGAAUUUGAUCUUAAUGGUGAAGCAGUUGCAGACGAUGAUGAUGAUGAUGGAGGUCCUGCUGCCCCUUUGAAUGAGAGUCAGGAUACAAAUGGAGUGAUGACAAAUGAUGAUAUCUUGGGUGAUGAGAUACCUUGGGACCAGCAAGAGUCAAUGCGGCAGUUCUGCUAUCAAACUCUUAAGCUGGUUGUUGGGGGAAGAGGAAACUCACAAUUCCCAGGGUCGCACCCAGUUUCUCUUAACAGGGACAACUUACAGCUGUUGAGGCAACGCUAUUAUUAUGCUACAUGGAAGGCUGAUGGAACACGAUAUAUGAUGUUAAUAACUAUGGAUGGAUGUUACUUGGUUGAUAGAAAUUUUAAUUUUAGAAGGGUCCAAAUGAGGUUUCCCUGUAAACACACAAAUGAGGGUUUAGCUGAGAAGACCCACCACUACACAUUACUGGAUGGUGAGAUGAUAAUUGAUACCGUGCCUGAUUCACAGAAGCAGGAGAGAAGAUACCUCAUUUAUGAUAUGAUGGCAAUCAACCACGUUCCUAUCAUAGAGCGGCCUUUUUACGAACGGUGGAAGAUGCUUGAGAAAGAAGUCAUUGAACCUCGGAAUCAUGAGCGCCACAAUAUUUACCAAAGUAGGAAUCCCUACUAUAGAUAUGACUUAGAACCAUUCAGGGUGAGGAGGAAGGAUUUUUGGUUGCUCUCCACAGUAACCAAACUUUUGAAGGAAUUUAUUCCAAGGCUUUCACAUGAUGCAGAUGGUCUUAUCUUUCAGGGUUGGGAUGAUCCAUAUGUUCCCCGUACACAUGAAGGACUUCUAAAGUGGAAAUAUCCUGAAAUGAACUCGGUUGAUUUUCUAUUUGAGGUAGGCGAUGAUGAUCGGCAACAUCUUUUUCUAUACGAACGCGGGAAGAAGAAACAAAUGGAAGGAAAUAAAGUUGCAUUUAAAGAUGGUUCAGACCCCUCUUCUUAUUCCGGAAAAAUAAUUGAGUGUUCUUGGGCUUCUGAAGCAAAUGAAUGGGUCUGUAUGCGCAUCAGGACCGACAAAUCAACUCCGAAUGAUUUCAAUACCUACAAGAAGGUUAUGCGAAGCAUAAGGGAUAAUAUCACGCAGGACAUCUUGUUGAAUGAGAUCUAUGAGAUCAUUCGUCUGCCUAUGUAUGCUGAUAGGAUAAGGAAUGAUAGCAAAGCAGCCCAGCAGCACGCAAAUGCGGCACGACGGAGGUGACAGCGGGGCUGAGCAACACCGGCAGUUUCUUGUGAAGUUUGCUAAUAAUAGGCAAGCGUAGUAGUACUAAAGGCUGCCCUCGGACACCUUGUUGGCAAGUCGUUCAGAGUUGUAAUUACUUGAGUUCGGCAUAAUUUGGGCAUAUCAGCUGAUGAUGAAUCACAGAGAUUGUGUAACGAGCUAAAGCGUAGCUAUAAUUUGUACUGAGUGCUGUGCUGGUGAGUUGUAUGAUCCAGUUUGGCACACCAGAUAACCCCCCGGUAUUAUUGUCAAAUUUAUUUGGUUCUGAUAGUCGUAGUCAGAUGAAGAGAAGUAGGGUUAGUGUCAGCCAUGUAUAUUCAGAUGAUAUUAUUAAGUUGUUUAAAAAGGUAGGCAUUUUUUACAAUCCAAGUUUUGCCUUUCCCCUUUAAUGUGAAUAUAACUUCGGGACCGUAAAUGACUCUCCAAGCUCCUCCUAAUCCUUGUUUUAGUUUUU
Messenger RNA from Prunus dulcis (almond), 2971 nucleotides. Its product is annotated as mRNA-capping enzyme. NCBI's taxonomy places the organism in Eukaryota, Viridiplantae, Streptophyta, Magnoliopsida, Rosales, Rosaceae. The transcript is spliced from 18 exons. The record is from RefSeq and is a predicted model, not a curated record. Bases 442 to 2496 code for a protein of 684 amino acids. Gene Ontology annotation, biological process: 7-methylguanosine mRNA capping; protein dephosphorylation. Gene Ontology annotation, molecular function: ATP binding; mRNA 5'-triphosphate monophosphatase activity; protein tyrosine/serine/threonine phosphatase activity.